AUGACAACUAAAUCAUUUGCAAAUGAUAAGUACUCAAUUUUAUUACCGACUUACAAUGAAGUUGAAAAUUUACCAAUAAUUAUAUGGCUUAUUGUCAAAUAUAUGGACGACUUUGGUUCGCCAUAUGAAAUAAUAAUUAUCGACGAUGGAUCACCGGAUGGUACUCUGGAGAUUGCUCAGAAAUUGCAAAAACUUUAUGGGGAAGAUAAAAUACUUCUGAGACCUCGAGAGAAAAAGCUAGGACUCGGUACUGCUUACAUUCAUGGUAUUAAACAUGCAACAGGAAAUUUUAUAAUAAUUAUGGAUGCUGAUUUGUCACACCAUCCUCAAUUUAUUCCGCCUAUGAUAGAGUUACAGAGGAAGAACAAUUACGAUAUUGUUACAGGAACUAGGUACAUAAAUGGUGGCGGAGUUUAUGGCUGGGAUUUCAAAAGAAAGCUCAUAAGUCGUGGUGCUAAUUUUAUUACUCAAAUCCUUCUAAGACCAGGAGUCAGUGAUUUAACUGGCAGCUUUAGACUGUACAAAAAAGAUGUUUUACAACGACUGAUCGAAUCCUGCGUAUCCAAAGGCUACGUAUUUCAAAUGGAGAUGAUAGUAAGAGCUCGUCAAUUUAGUUAUACAAUCGGCGAGGUUCCCAUAUCAUUUGUCGAUCGAGUAUACGGCGAAUCUAAACUGGGUGGCUCCGAAAUAAUCCAAUUUGUCAAAGGCCUUAUUGAAUUCAACGUCAUAUAUGCUUCAAGUGAAGAUGAAAGACAUUCCUGUCUUGAGUUAAACGUCCAUGGACCAACAGUGAGAGGAUGGCAGAGUGCUCGAAAAUGCGGGUAUCCCCAGGAAUUAAUUCUUCGCUUACAUGCACCGGCUAAAAUAACAAGGAUCCAAGUUUUAGCACACCAAUAUCUGAUACCGGAAAAAUUAGAAAUAUGGACGACUAAAGAAGAAAAUGCCUCUGUCAAUACGUCCUUCAACUAUUUAGGCUACAUAACGUUGUCAGACAAUGAAUCUACACUUUACAAAAGCCGUGAGCUGAAGAGCGUUGCACUUCCGGAGACGAAAGCCCUGUCAUUGAAGUUAAGGCUACACAAGCCUCACCAAAACACUCACAAUGUUCACGAGCAGGUUGGACUUAUUGCUAUAAAUAUUAUUGGUGAGCCUUGUACACAAGACGUAAAUAACCAAGAUGCUCCUUACAAUCCUCAUUACACGUCACCUUAUGAUGAUUUAGCUUUUGAAAUGUAUGUCGAUCGUGAAGUCGCUAAAAUAAUUCGGCAAAUGGAAAAUAAAAAAUUACAAGCUGCUGAAGCAGAAGAAAGAUUUGAAUAUGCGUCAAAAUUAAAAGUUGCUAUGGAAAUACUGAGAAAAGCAGGAGAAAGACUUGGCAAGUAUGAGCUGGAAAAAAAGUACGCUAUUGCGUUGGAAGAUUACGAUAAAGCGAAAGCAAAAAAAGCUCAAGCGCAACACUAUAGGCAGGAGGUUUAUGAAAGCUUAGAAGUUAAUGAUUUACUCGAAGUCGAUGGGCCGUUAGAAAAAAAUAAUGUAUCAACGAUUGACGGCAAAGAGCCGGCUUCAAGUGACGCUGGGGCGUGUAGCAAUACAGCUGUACAAGAAGAUAUUUUGUCGCCACCUCGUUUGGUUGUUCCACCGAACCGUGAAGGAGCUCUUUCACCAACUGGUCCUCCGCAUCAGCCCCCAGUUUCUCCGCUGCAUCAAAAACCUCAUAGUCCAGAAAUUACUGAUAGUCCGCCGAAUGGUGUGUUAGAAAGACAAAUUAAUAGAAAUACUGGAUCAUUGAGACGAAAGACCAAAUCAGCGGGUCCUUCUUUGCGGUCUAGUUAUGAAGCUUAUGAAGAACGAACUAUUCCAGCUCUUCGACAUUCUCAUACUAAUGAAUUUACCCGAGAAUGUCACUUGGAAAGUGAAGUAAAAGUUAAUUCAAAAUUAAAUGAUCGAGAGAAGAAACAGGCUGCUUUACCAAUAACUGUCUUCGGAAUGGAGAUGGUGGAAAAAUUUUACUCCAAACAAUUUAUGGACAAAGAAGAAGGACUUAUGAUUCUGAAAGAAGAGCUAAAAAAAUUCGACCCUGAAGUUUCAAAGCAUUCGGCGAAUAAGACUGCGAGAGCUGCUAUUUUACUGUUGCAUCGCGCUCUCAGAGACAAAGUGUUCAGUGUAUAUAGCCUAGCUGCGCAAUUAAUAAGAAUUUUUUUCUCUGAGUUUGCCACCAAUAGAGUUUCUUCAACAGAGAUAGCUCGUAGUGUAGAUAGAUUGCUUCCUGAAUUGUUAACUAAGUCCGGCGACACAACACCGCGAAUUCAUAACAUGGCAGUACAUACAAUCUUGAGUAUGGCUGAUUGCCAGUGCGUCCGAGAGCUUCAUAUUAUUCCAGUCCAUUUAAGCCGCCCAAUACUGAGUAGUACACAUCAAAGAUUAGCAUUAAGUCGUUUAGAAAUGGUAGAGCAGUUAAUUCUCAAUCAUGGUAUUUCUACAGACAAGCAGAGUGGGUUAACGUGUCGCACACUAUCCGACCUUGGUUCUUCCGGAUUACUCCAUCCAGCAGAAGCUGUAAGAAAAGUUUCUGAAAGAAUUUUAGUCCUUGUUUAUAAAAUAAAUCCCAGGUUAGUUCGCAAACAACUUCCGCCUGAUGACGAUAUUACGAGAAGAAAUUUAUUGUAUCGUCAAUUGUACCACGAAUUUGAUCGGAUAGAUCUUCAGAGGAAAAAAGAAAUGGAAUCGACGCAAAAAUCAACAACUACUCCAACUUGUACCAAGUCCAUCGAUAAUAAUGUUACUAAUUCAACAAAAUCACCGUCUCGUGCAAGCCCAGUACAAAUUAGCACAGAAAGCUCAACAAGUGUCACGUCACCGUCGGAUAACAGCACCGAUCACAAAGGCGAUAAGUGUUGCAUAUUUUGUCUAUCAAAAGGCCAAGGAUAUUCUGAAGAAGGCCUAAAUAUACAUUACUGGCGCACUUGUCCAAUGCUGACACGAUGUGAAUUGUGUAAACAAGUGGUUGAAAUAUCGCAUCUAAAUUCUCACUUGUUGAGCGAAUGUGACCAAAGAAAUGAUUACGUAAAGUGCGAUACUUGCAAACAAGCUAUUGUCGAAAAAUCUUUUUCGGAGCAUUCGAAAGAUGACUCGUGCACGAGACCAGUUGAGGGAUACGAGCGAUGUCCACUAUGUAGGAUUUUGGUGAAUAAAAAUAAAUGGAAAGAUCAUUUGAUGGGAGAGAACCCAUGUCCAAAUAACCCAAGGAAUAAAAUCAACAAAACAUGCACAAAAUCGCCGUCAAAGUCACAAAAUUUGAGUGGAAAAAUAACCUCACCAACCGGGAGAGAUUACUAA
This is a messenger RNA of Cotesia congregata, 3336 nucleotides long. The record is from the annotation of a GenBank genome assembly. Lineage: Eukaryota; Metazoa; Arthropoda; Insecta; Hymenoptera; Braconidae.